This is a messenger RNA of Dioscorea cayenensis subsp. rotundata (Guinea yam), 1551 nucleotides long. Its product is annotated as UDP-N-acetylglucosamine transporter UGNT1-like. Lineage: Eukaryota; Viridiplantae; Streptophyta; Magnoliopsida; Dioscoreales; Dioscoreaceae. Gene Ontology annotation, molecular function: antiporter activity; GDP-fucose transmembrane transporter activity. Gene Ontology annotation, cellular component: Golgi apparatus. The transcript is spliced from 8 exons. The record is from RefSeq and is a predicted model, not a curated record. Bases 108 to 899 code for a protein of 263 amino acids.
CCGUCUAAAAGAGACCGCAUCUCCACCUCUGUUUUGUAUUUCUUUCUUGCGUCUCACUUUUUCUCUCUUUCGAAUUCUCUAGGGACGAGGGAUCAGAACUUGCUGAGAUGGCUCUAUCAGUGCCGGCGUCGAAGGGCAUGCUGCUGCCGGUGUCCGAUUCGCCACGGGCCGCCGGCGAUGAGAGCCUAUUCAAAAGCUCCGCCAUGACCAAGCGCGGCGCCUAUGCUGCCCUUGCCUACAUGAGUUGCGCUGUACUUCUUGUGUUGUUUAACAAGGCUGCUUUGUCCUCGUAUAGUUUCCCAUUCGCUAAUGUGAUAACUCUCUUUCAGAUGAUCUGUUCCACUGCCCUUCUCUAUGCAAUGAAACGUUGGAAGAUCAUUUCCUUUGCAGUAGGUGAACCAUGGGCUUCUGACUCAGGGAGCCUUGUGCCAUUCAGGACAAUAUUGAAAACUCUUCCUCUUUCUUUAUCCUAUUUGCUUUAUAUGCUGGCUUCUAUGGAAUCUGUACGUGGAGUAAAUGUUCCCAUGUACACAACACUUAGAAGAACAACCGUCGUAUUCACAAUGACUAUGGAAUAUCUCUUGACAAGACAAAAGUAUUCUUUUCCGAUUUUUGGCAGUGUGGCAUUGAUUGUUUUUGGAGCAUUUGUUGCUGGAGCUCGUGACCUGUCAUUUGAUGCAUAUGGCUAUGCCAUUGUGUUUGUAGCCAACAUCACAACUGCCAUAUAUCUUGCAACUAUUGCCCGUGUUGGAAAAUCAAGUGGUCUCAAUAGUUUUGGUCUCAUGUGGUGCAAUGGAUUAGUAUGUGGGCCAAUUUUGUUGCUUUGGACAUUUAUUCGUGGUGAUUUGCAGUCUACAGUAAACUUUCCCUAUCUAUAUUCUCCAGGAUUUCAGUUUUAAGUGCAGUCGUGAAAUGGGUUGUGAUGGAAGACGCUACAAAAAUGAAAAUACUAAAAAGAAGCACAGACAAUGGAAAUAUUUAAAAACUUUAAAGAAAAAGCAAUGCAUGGUAAUCAUAUGAAUGACAAUAUCCAUUUUUACCUUUCAUUGCAUGAUUUUGUUAGAUAACUUAUUCCUGCAUGCAACUCUUCAAAGGUUCGAUGCUUGCACAAAUUGUAAUUAUUCAAUUAGUAUUACCUAGUAUGUCUUUGUCAGGACAGAUGGUUGUGGUGCAGAACAUAAUUUUCUUCUUUAUCAGAAGCCACAUUCUAUAUAGCUUUUAACAUUGUGUUAAUUUAGUUAGCAUCAUUCAGUGUCUUACCCUGGGCGUAAGCUUGUAGAUAUGUGCCUUGCUGAUCAUGAGCUACUUCCUAUAGCUUUUAACAAAGAAUGCUAACUGAACUAAGACUGAAAUUUACUGCUGAUCUGUAUGAUUUAGAAUACUGAGCUUUGACAUAUAAAUCAAUGUGCAGUUUUUAAACCAUAAUUUAACAUCCUGGUAGUAUGAUUAUAAGUGUACAGAUAACAAUGUAUGAUUCUGUUAAAUACCAAAUAUUUUAGAAAUAAUGUACCUUUUAUAUUUGGAGCAUGGAGCAUGGACCUUCUUUUUUUU